UGCCCCGUCCGUGACCCCCCCUCCCAUCAGCGCAGAGCCGCGGGGCGCCGGGCCCAUGGAGAGCGCCGGGGAGCGGUUCCCGGCUGCGGCCGUGGCGGCCGUGCUGAAGCCCAGCGCCGGCCUGCCCGAGGCGAGUCUGCAGGUGCGGGGCUACGACUUCGACCGCGGGCUGGAUCACCGCGCCCUGCUCCAGUCCUACCUCACCACCGGCUUCCAGGCCACCAGCUUCGGGCAGGCCGUGCAGGAGAUCAACAGGAUGAUCGUGGCGAAGCUGGAGCCGCUGGGUGAGGAGGAGGAGACCCGCGCUGACCUGAACCCCUGUCGCCGGCAGCCCUCGGGCUGCACCAUCUUCCUGGGCUUCACCUCCAACCUCAUCAGCUCGGGCAUCCGCGAGACCAUCCGCUACCUGGUGCAGCACAACAUGGUGGACGUGCUGGUGACCACGGCAGGCGGCGUGGAAGAGGAUCUCAUCAAAUGCCUGGCACCUACCUACGUGGGGGAGUUCAGCCUGCGGGGGAAGGAGCUUCGGCAGAGCGGGAUCAACAGGAUUGGGAACCUGCUGGUGCCCAACGACAACUACUGCAAGUUUGAAGACUGGCUCAUGCCCAUCCUGGACCAGAUGGUCGCUGAGCAGAACAUGGAGGGUGUGAAAUGGACCCCGUCCAAGAUGAUCGCACGGCUGGGCAAGGAAAUAAACAACCCGGACUCGGUCUAUUACUGGGCACAGAAGAACAACAUCCCAGUGCUGAGCCCGGCCCUGACGGACGGAUCCCUGGGGGACAUGAUCUUCUUCCACUCCUACAAGAACCCCGGUCUGGUGCUGGACAUUGUGGAAGAUCUCCGGCUGAUCAACACCCAGGCCAUCUUCGCCAAGAAGACAGGCAUGAUCAUCCUGGGUGGGGGCCUGGUCAAACACCACAUCGCCAAUGCCAACCUGAUGAGGAACGGGGCCGACUACGCUGUCUACGUGAACACGGCACAGGAGUUUGACGGCUCCGACUCGGGGGCCCGGCCAGAUGAGGCAGUGUCCUGGGGAAAGAUCCGCAUGGAUGCCAAGCCGGUGAAGGUUUACGCCGACGCCUCCCUGGUUUUCCCGCUACUGGUGGCUGAGACCUUCGCCCAGAAAGCCAGUGCCUUUGGCUCCGAGAAGCAGCACAACUGAACCCCGCUGGCUCAGCAGGGCCCCGGACUGGGACGCAGUGUGGGGAGUCCAGAUGGGGAGGGGAGUCCUAGGAACAAAUGGGCUUAUACCCAAGCCCA
This is a messenger RNA of Gopherus flavomarginatus (Mexican gopher tortoise), 1260 nucleotides long. RefSeq names its product deoxyhypusine synthase (gene DHPS). The record is from RefSeq and is a predicted model, not a curated record. The transcript has 9 exons. Gene Ontology annotation, cellular component: cytoplasm. Lineage: Eukaryota; Metazoa; Chordata; Testudines; Testudinidae. The coding region runs from base 56 to 1162 and encodes 368 amino acids. Gene Ontology annotation, molecular function: deoxyhypusine synthase activity. Gene Ontology annotation, biological process: peptidyl-hypusine biosynthetic process.